This is a messenger RNA of Exophiala bonariae, 1878 nucleotides long. RefSeq names its product Nucleolar protein 58 (gene NOP58). Gene Ontology annotation, cellular component: small-subunit processome; box C/D methylation guide snoRNP complex. Lineage: Eukaryota; Fungi; Ascomycota; Eurotiomycetes; Chaetothyriales; Herpotrichiellaceae. The record is from RefSeq and is a predicted model, not a curated record. Bases 1 to 1878 code for a protein of 625 amino acids. The transcript has a single exon. Gene Ontology annotation, molecular function: snoRNA binding.
AUGACUCUCCUUAUCCUCACCGAAACCUCCGCCGGUUACGCUCUGCUCAAAGCAAAAGACAAAAAGCUUCUCAAACGAGAUGACCUUGCCUCAGACCUCGUCGGUGUCGAAAACGUUACCUCGCUACUCAAACUGAAAGAAUUCCAAAAGUUUGACAGUGCGGCUGCGGCUCUGGAAGAAGCUGCUGCCAUUGUAGAAGGAAAAGUCACACCAAAGCUCGCUUCACUUCUUGAUACACUCAAAGAUGAGAAGAAAAUCUCACUCGCUGUGGCCGAUCCAAAGUUGGGAAAUGCUAUUGGAAAGCUACCUGGCUUGGACAUAAAGGCUGUUGCUGACUCCACCACUGCUGACCUGUACCGAGCUAUUCGAGAACACCUACCCUCGCUGAUACCUGGCCUGCUGCCCGAUGAUGUGAAGACGAUGUCCUUGGGUCUUUCGCAUUCACUUGCAAGACACAAGUUGAAGUUUUCGCCAGACAAGAUCGAUGUCAUGAUUGUCCAAGCCAUCGGGUUACUGGAUGAUCUAGACAAGGAACUUAACACAUACGCAAUGAGAGUCAAAGAGUGGUACGGAUGGCAUUUCCCCGAAAUGGCCAAAAUCCUUAACGACAACCUCGCAUAUGCAAAAGUGGUAUUGAAAAUGGGCAUGCGCACAAAUUGGGAGUCGAGCGACCUGGCUGAAAUCCUGCCUGAGGAGAUAGAGGCCGCUGUCAAAGCUGCUGCAGAUCGAUCAAUGGGAACUGAAAUUACCGAAGAGGACCUUGAGAACAUUCAGAGUCUUGCCGAACAAGUGGUGCAAUUUACUGAAUAUCGAACUCAACUGGCAAGUUAUCUUUCGGCAAGGAUGGCAGCCAUUGCCCCCAACUUAACGGCACUUGUCGGCGACUUGGUCGGAGCACGAUUGAUCGCUCAUGCGGGUAGUCUGAUGAACCUCUCCAAGAGUCCGGCUAGUACCAUUCAAAUUCUUGGAGCUGAAAAAGCCCUUUUCCGUGCUCUCAAGACAAAACACGACACCCCGAAAUACGGUCUACUCUAUCACGCAUCACUGAUCGGUCAAGCAUCGGGGAAGAACAAGGGCAAAAUGGCUCGUGUGCUUGCUGCCAAAGCUGCAUUGGGUUUGAGAGUGGAUGCUUUACAAGAUUGGGGCGAAGAUGAAGCCGAUAUUCCUGAAGACGAGAAAGCUGCACUUGGUCUAGGUGCGAGAGCACACCUCGAACGAAAACUGGCAGCACUAGAAGGCAAGCCUCUCAAGCCAAGAGGGGUGGGCAUCGCACCGAAUGGAAUUCCAAUUACACAACAACCCAAAUGGGAAAUAAAGGAGGCCCGAAAGUAUAACCCGGAUGCUGAUGGGCUUGCUGGUGAUGAGGCACCGGCGAAGAAGGAAAAGAAGUCGAAGAAGGACAAACUUAUCGAAGAAAUUCCAGAAGUGAAAAUGAAGGAUCAAGAAGAUAGUGAUCCAGAGGCAGAGUCUCAACCAGAUGAAUCCAUCGACUCCGAGGAGACUGCUGCGAUUGUCCCAGCCAGCGUCAAUGGCGUCAAUGGCGACUCUGAGAAGCUAUCCAAGAAGGCUUCGAAAGACAAGAAGAACGCUGCCAAGUCCGAGAAGAAAUCAUCGAAGAAGUCGGUGGAGGAGCUUGCUGCGCUUGCUGGACUCAGUGUCUCCAGAUACGAGCGAAAACUUGCACGAGGUGAGAUUGCAUUCUCAGAGGAUGGUACGCCAUCAUCUAUAUCAAAGAAAGAGAUCAAGAAGGAGAAGAAGAAGGCGAGCAAAGCCGAGGUCAAUGGUGAACUCGACGGCACUAAGAAGCGCAAGCGGUCUGAGGAUGAUGCCGAGCCUACCAAGUCGGAAAAGAAAAAGAAACGGAAAGAGAAGGCAUAG